Molecule: messenger RNA, 636 nt
Organism: Impatiens glandulifera
Lineage: Eukaryota; Viridiplantae; Streptophyta; Magnoliopsida; Ericales; Balsaminaceae
Exons: 2
Coding region: 1-636 (211 amino acids)
Source: RefSeq, a predicted model, not a curated record
AUGGCAGUUAUGCAAUCUAAUAUGACAAAAAUUAUGAAAUACCAUAAGGAAGACAAGAAGAACUUUGUUGAUCUUGUUAAAACUCAUAAUGAGUUGGAGCUAACAUUGAAGAAAAACACGUACGAGGUUGAAGUCUCCAAUACGAAUUUUGGAAGAGAGGUUAUGGAAGCAAUCGACUUGGUUCAAAAUCAGCUGGUUGAAAUUAAAGGCAGCAUGAGAAGAACAUAUGCUGAAAGACUAGAGUAUGUUGAUUCUAUUGCAAGGAAAUUUAAAGCUGAAGAGAAUGCUAAAGCUGCUGAGAAAGAGCAGAAUAUCAUCACUCAAGGAGAGGCUGUUAGAGAUAGAAGAGGUGACAGUAUUGAAACCGGCACCAAAUCUAAACGAAUGCCAACCAAUGAUGAAAACUCAAGGCCAACUAAAAGAGGCGGAGGCCGAAGCAACGGUGAUCACGGAGGUUGCAACGGUGGUGAUCGCGGAGGCCGAAGUACUGGCAAUGAUUGUGGUGGGGGAACUGGUGGAAGUUGUCGUGGUGGACGCGGUCUUCCUCCAUUCCAGAACCUGCUAACUGGUGAAGGGAUGAGUGGUGAAGGAUUCACCUAUUCAAUUGAUCCUCGAGUGAAAAGGGAAGGCCAAUAA